GCUCGCGGGAUGAAGGAGGCGGAGGAACGUGUCGGGAGCGCGCUAUUGAUGACCUCACGCUAGAAUGCGGGCCGCGUGAAAGUACGACCGCUCUGAUUGGUCGCUCAGGUCACAGCGGCACUUCAAAGCCUGAGCAGAGCCUACAAUUGUGCUGGAAUGGGCGGACCACAUCAUUGUAUUGCACACCUCUAAAAAAACAGCGCUCUAAUUCAUAAAUAUAAAAAAGAUCCUCUGAGGAGGGCACUUUUGUGAUGGCAACUUCACUUCUAGGGGAGGAGCCGCGAUUAGGUUCGACACCUUUAGCCAUGCUGGCUGCGACGUGCAACAAAAUCGGGUGCCCUUCUCCAUCCGCGAUCUCGGAUAACACGACGUCCUUUGGCAAGGGAUUUCACCCGUGGAAGCGCGCCACGGCUAGCAGCUGCAGCCUGGGCUCGGGUUUAUCCUCCAGCUUCGGCGUGACCAGAAACGGUGGCGCUCUGGCGGACUCGUUCGGGGCGAGUGGCACAACGGCGUCCAGCGCCUUUUCCCUGACACCGGGCGCCUCCUCCAACUCCCAUCUCGGGAACGACUAUCCCGUGUUCCAGCCCCCGGCGUCAAGCGCCUCUCAGGAUGCCGGCCAUCAGCCCGUGUUCAUCUCCAAAGUGCACGCCAGCGUAGACGGCUUGCAGGGCAUCUACCCGCGCAUGAGCGUUGCGCACCCGUACGAGUCGUGGUUCAAGUCGUCGCACGCGGGACUGCCUGCGGGCGAUGUUGGUGCCACAAGCGCUUCCGCCUGGUGGGACGUUGGCGCGGGAUGGAUCGACGUUCAGAACGCGAACGGUGCCGCCGCGCUGCAGACCCCGCUGCACUCAGGAGGACUCCAAUCGUCUUUGCAUUCGCCGCUGGGCGGCUAUAACUCGGACUACUCCGGUUUGAGUCACUCUGCUUUUAGCACAAGCGCGUCGCCACACCUGCUGACCGGCGGCCAGCAUAUCAUGGACGGCUUUAAGCCUGUGCUCUCUUCCUACCCGGACUCGAGCCCAUCUCCCCUGGGCGGCGCAGGAGGUGCCAUGCUGAGCGCGGCCCCGUCUGCCUCACUAGCCGGCUCGCCCAGGUCGUCAGCGCGCUACUCGGGCCGUGCCACGUGCGACUGCCCUAACUGCCAGGAGGCAGAACGUCUGGGACCUGCGGGUGCCAGCUUGCGCCGUAAAGGCCUUCACAGCUGCCACAUCCCCGGUUGCGGCAAAGUGUACGGCAAGACGUCGCACCUGAAAGCGCACCUGCGGUGGCACACAGGCGAGAGGCCCUUCGUGUGCAACUGGCUGUUCUGCGGCAAGCGCUUCACGCGCUCCGACGAGCUCCAGCGGCAUCUGCGCACGCACACGGGCGAGAAGCGCUUUGCGUGCCCCGUGUGCAACAAGCGCUUCAUGCGCAGCGACCACCUGAGCAAACACGUUAAGACCCACAGCGCAGGCGGCUCCGCGGGGUCAGGCUCCGGCGGCAGCGGCGGAAAAAGGGGCAGUGACACCGACAGCGAGCACAGCGGGCCUGGGAGCCCGUCAUGUAAUUCCCCCGACCUGCUGCAGACCACCGAGGCACUUCCACAGAAUAUGAACGGCCGCGCCAACUCCCUCGAUUAAAAGUGCUUAAGACCACUCUGGAUUGGAAGCGGCAGGGUUCAUGACCUUCACAAACAAGGUCCUGACGUUUACUUAGAAAAAAAUAAAGAACAACAGAGGAGCCAGUUUCACUUCAUAACGUUGUCAAAACAUAAAGUUGUGGUAACGUGAAAAAAAAAAAAAAGUCAGCACUGGCCCGGACAUAACCCUGUCACACAGUCGCAGGAAAGAAGAUAAAAACUUUUGAGGAAAAUCUGGGCACAAGGCGAAUUUGCUCCAAAGGCCCAUUUUGAAUGGAUUCGUUUCGGAUACCGUCGAAUUCGUUUAAUCGAAGUGUUGAAAUGUCAAUCAAUGAAAGGGUCAGCAAUGUUUCGCUUCUGUUCUGUUUCCUCAAAAUAAAACAGUGGCACUUUAUUCAUGAACACUCCUAAAAAUUUCACGUGGUAACACGAAUUAAGAAUACACCAGUGUAAUGUUGCCAAGUCUUUUGUUCAAAUUAAUUUCUUUAAUGUUGAAAAAAUAGCAUAGCAUAUAUGUCGCACAUUGGUCUUUAUUCAGGAAAAAUACAAAAGCUGACAAUAUUUGUAUGAAAUUUACUUAUUUGCUAUUGCUGAAAGACGAAUGUACAUAUUGAAACUGUAUAGAAUAGUUUAGAGGAUUACAUACCUGUGUAAAAGUUUGGGUAACGUAUUGUCCGAGAUACAAUUUUGUAUAGUAGCUAUUUUUAGUUGCAUAUUGACUCUAGUAAAUAUAUUAAAUUGUAUGGGAGUGCAUUUUUGUCGUCAUAUUUAUCCAUUAAUUGGACUUCUUUUUUUUUUUUUUUACAACUGAAUUAUAUUUUGCGGUCCAACAGAUUCGCACCUUUAAACUGUAAAACUGAAAAACCGAAAUGAAUUCGCUGUUAAAUCGGGUUUUAUCAUUUAUGUCAGCAUGCACAUGUGAGGGAAACACUCAUUUCUCUAGCGUUUUUUCCUAAAAAAAAAACAUGCCUCUCUUUCUCAAAGCCACUCAAUAAAGGCAACGAGUUCAGUUUCCUAUCAA
Silurus meridionalis is the source of this 2639-nucleotide messenger RNA. It is a transcript of the gene sp8b, whose product is annotated as sp8 transcription factor b. The record is from RefSeq and is a predicted model, not a curated record. Gene Ontology annotation, molecular function: RNA polymerase II cis-regulatory region sequence-specific DNA binding; DNA-binding transcription factor activity, RNA polymerase II-specific. Gene Ontology annotation, biological process: regulation of transcription by RNA polymerase II. NCBI's taxonomy places the organism in Eukaryota, Metazoa, Chordata, Actinopteri, Siluriformes, Siluridae.